GAUGCAUUGCCCAAGGUGUCUCCAAACAGGAGGAAUACUACCAAACGAUGGACAUUUGCGAUAAACCACCCAACAGAACCACAGUGCAGACAGACAGUGCAGACAGAGACAGACAGUGCACAGUGCAGACAGUGCGGGAGCGGACAGCAGCUGAAUUUCCGAGAGGAGGACAAAGAUAACGCCGACGCCAUGUCAGACAAACCCAACCUGGUGGAAAUCAAAGGUUUUGAUAGGACUAAACUCAAGAAGAUAGAAACCAAAGAGAAAAACCCUUUGCCAACAAAAGAGACCAUCGAACAGGAAAAAAGACAGGAAUCGGCUUCCUGAACGCGAGAUGGGGGGAAAAGAACGAAGAUGCAGCUUUAUUUGUUUUAAGAUGACUGGUUUUGAUUUUGUUCCAAAGCCCCCACUGCCAACUGACUUCAGUGAAUGGGACUCCGCUGUAAAAUCCUCUCCCAAAAGGGGAAACCACUCCCUGCCCUCCAACAAGGGACCAGCGGCUCAGUCAUACAAUGGUGUUCGGACCACAUACAUUGAUUGAUAGCAAAAGAUGUAUCCACCCAUUAAAUAUGUAAAGUCAGUUGUAUUUUAUUUGUGUAUUGAAUUCUGUCUCUCCACGGACAUUUUGCUCGACAUGUUGCAAAAAUAAAUUAAAAAAAAAAAACACUGAAACAAA
Messenger RNA from Callorhinchus milii (elephant shark), 676 nucleotides. RefSeq names its product thymosin beta-11-like. The coding region runs from base 190 to 327 and encodes 45 amino acids. The transcript is spliced from 4 exons. Gene Ontology annotation, biological process: regulation of cell migration; actin filament organization. The record is from RefSeq and is a predicted model, not a curated record. Gene Ontology annotation, cellular component: cytoplasm. Gene Ontology annotation, molecular function: actin monomer binding. NCBI's taxonomy places the organism in Eukaryota, Metazoa, Chordata, Chondrichthyes, Chimaeriformes, Callorhinchidae.